AUGGGCCAAAAUCAAUCUGGUGGAGGCAGUGGUGGUGACAAGAAAGAUGACAAAGAUAAAAAGAAGAAAUACGAGCCUCCAAUUCCUACUAGGGUUGGCAAGAAAAAGCGUAAGGCAAAGGGUCCUGAUGCUGCCCUAAAGCUUCCACAAGUGACGCCUCAUACAAGAUGUAGAUUGAAGUUGUUGAAACUAGAAAGAAUCAAGGAUUACCUACUUAUGGAAGAAGAAUUCAUACGCAACCAGGAAAGACUGAAACCCCAGGAAGAGAAAAUUGAAGAAGAAAGAUCAAAGGUUGAUGACCUCAGAGGGACACCAAUGUCAGUGGGCACUCUUGAAGAGAUCAUUGACGAUAAUCAUGCCAUAGUGUCAACAUCAGUAGGUAGUGAGCAUUAUGUUAGCAUUUUGUCCUUUGUUGACAAGGAUCAAUUGGAGCCUGGCUGCUCAGUAUUGUUAAACCAUAAGGUUCAUGCAGUUGUUGGAGUACUGGGUGAUGAUACAGACCCAAUGGUAUCUGUCAUGAAGUUGGAAAAGGCUCCACAAGAAACCUAUGCUGAUAUAGGUGGCUUGGAUACUCAGAUACAGGAAAUAAAGGAAUCUGUUGAACUGCCACUUACUCAUCCUGAAUACUAUGAAGAGAUGGGGAUCAAACCUCCAAAGGGUGUAAUCUUAUAUGGCCCACCUGGUACAGGUAAAACUUUGCUGGCCAAAGCCGUUGCCAAUCAAACUUCAGCGACAUUCCUUAGAGUUGUUGGAUCUGAAUUGAUUCAGAAAUAUUUGGGUGAUGGACCAAAACUUGUUCGGGAAUUGUUCCGAGUGGCAGAAGAACAUGCUCCUUCAAUUGUAUUUAUUGAUGAAAUUGAUGCUGUAGGCACUAAGCGUUAUGAUUCUAAUUCUGGUGGUGAAAGAGAAAUUCAAAGAACUAUGUUGGAGUUACUUAAUCAGCUAGAUGGGUUUGACUCCCGAGGAGAUGUCAAAGUGAUCAUGGCCACAAAUAGAAUAGAGACACUCGAUCCAGCCCUCAUUCGUCCAGGUCGUAUUGAUAGAAAAAUUGAAUUCCCAUUGCCUGAUGAAAAGACCAAACGGAGGAUCUUCACCAUCCACACAUCAAGGAUGACCCUGGCUGCUGAUGUGAAUUUAUCUGAACUUAUUAUGUCUAAGGAUGACUUAUCUGGUGCUGAUAUUAAGGCAAUUUGCACAGAAGCAGGUCUCAUGGCUUUAAGAGAGCGAAGAAUGAAGGUCACCAAUGAAGACUUUAAAAAGUCCAAAGAGAGUGUUCUAUAUAGGAAGAAAGAAGGCACUCCUGAAGGGCUUUAUCUU
Brenthis ino (lesser marbled fritillary) is the source of this 1317-nucleotide messenger RNA. The record is from the annotation of a GenBank genome assembly. NCBI's taxonomy places the organism in Eukaryota, Metazoa, Arthropoda, Insecta, Lepidoptera, Nymphalidae.